Necator americanus (New World hookworm) is the source of this 246-nucleotide messenger RNA. RefSeq lists its product as uncharacterized. The transcript has a single exon. The record is from RefSeq and is a predicted model, not a curated record. Lineage: Eukaryota; Metazoa; Nematoda; Chromadorea; Rhabditida; Ancylostomatidae. The coding region runs from base 1 to 246 and encodes 81 amino acids.
AUGUCUGGUCGAGUGGUGGCUUCUGACUUGGUAACCAGUGGUGGUACAGAUGGUUCGUCGUGGGCCUUGUGGAGUUUGAGCGAUGGACCUGGUGACGUGGAUGAAAUAGAAAUGGUGCCUAUCGUGAAUGAAGAUGGCGAUUUCCUUGAAGUGGUUAUGGUGGGUUCAGUGGUGGUGAGAACGAAUGCUGUGCAUACGCUUGUGGUUGAAGUCGACGGUGCGGUGAUAGAGGCUAGUCAUUGUUGA